CAAACUUUGGCUUACCAUGCAGUGGUAGACAUUGUGAUCAAGGCCGAGAGGCAGAUGAUCCGUCAGAGAUGAGGGGGGAGACCAGCUCACAUCCACUGAGGGUCUCGUGCAUACCGGAACAUGCAUUCGCUCGUCACAGUUGGUUCGCCACUGCCUUCUCGACAGAGGGAGAAGUGCAAGCGUCUGCGUGUUCUGACUUCAAGUGACCAGAUGGUUGAACCCGGUCCGAAUUGCAACGGCCUGUGGCCAAAGUCACCACCCUGUCUCACAUAGCAAGGAUCGGCGGGGAAAGAUUCGCUCGAAAGGCUAUAAAGAGGGGUGAAGAAGCCUGACCUGUCGAAAUCAAACUCAACCGACAGUCCUCAGCUUCCAAAACUAAAUUGACAUCAGGAACCAGCGAGAGUCCUCGGACGACAACGCCCUCUGGUGUGCAGGCCAUUGAUAUCAUAGCUUCAUCUCAAACCAAGUUGAGUGGCAGCAGCAGUUGCCAGCUUCCCAAACGCUUCAUUGGCUCAGACUUCUUGUGAGUCAAACAGAACAACCGAGCAAGAUGUGUUACUAUGCCAGGACCGAUUUCCGUUGCGGAGAUUGGAGAUGGGGAAACAUGAAACAGCGAUGUCCUCGCCAGCCUCGAAUUGGCGAGACUUGCGGCGCUAGACUUGUCGAUACAGACAAUCUGUCCAGAACCAAUGAAGAUUGCAAGCAUUGCCAGGAGAAAGCGGUCAAAGAGAGACGUCUCCAGAAGGAGAGGGACAACCUGAGAAGAUGGAGGUCCGAGGGCGACAGAUUCGCAGCCAGUAUCGCCAAAGCCGAGGACGAGGUCGGUCGCCUCGAGAAGCAGAUCGCGGAGUUAAAUUCAAGACGUACCUCUGUCAUGUUCAGCGCCAGGCCCGACUGGUCAACCACCGUGUCACGCAACGUGUAAUAAGGGAUGAGCUUGCUGAGCGGGGGGAUUCAUCCGACAGUCAGCCUCCACCAAAAGUUGGUUUGUGAAGGGGGAAGCUGUUGUGACGACUCGAAAGCCCGGAGAAAAGCUGCAUUAGAGGGGAGUCCACAUUGAAACGAUAGCCAUGGCAUGUACCCGUCUUCCUUCGGGCGUACGGUCGGGCUGGUGGUGACUCGGGAAGGUUGCAAAAGUAUCAGGGAACAUGUCUCGAGCUGGGUGGGCGCCACGGUUCAUGGGGAAACAGAUUAAGCACAAGUAGGCAGGAGCAGUGUCCAGGAGCGCUAUCAUGAAUAAUGACCUUCAUUUUCCAUCAUCCUGGCAAGCAUGGCCGUCAUGCAGGAGGGGUGAAAGUGUCUUUUUGUAGGCGCCGUGGUUGCAUACAUGUGGAGUUUGGCCCG
This is a messenger RNA of Cladophialophora immunda, 1344 nucleotides long. RefSeq lists its product as uncharacterized. The coding region runs from base 551 to 925 and encodes 124 amino acids. NCBI's taxonomy places the organism in Eukaryota, Fungi, Ascomycota, Eurotiomycetes, Chaetothyriales, Herpotrichiellaceae. The transcript has 4 exons. The record is from RefSeq and is a predicted model, not a curated record.